GGGCCUUUUUCUUCUGCUCUCUCUCCUCUCUUUUAUUUUCUCUUGCUACGCUCAUACCUGCUGUUGCGGCAAAAUAAGAGCGCUGCCGCAGGCUACGGCGAUGGAUCUCGACAGCGACGGGGCGGCCACGGCGGCGGUCAUGAACGAAGGGUCGUCGUCCAUUUCGAUCGAGACUAACGAAGAGGCGAUAUGGCAAAUGAAUUUGAGGGAACUGGAGUCCGAACUAUAUCUUGAGCAUCCAGGGGGAUCUGAAGAUAUAACCAGUAUCAGCAUAGGCCGGGCUACCUUGAGGGCGGUGGGGUGCCGAACGAGAGGCGGACAUGCUUGGUGCAAAGAGUGCAGUAUGAUUAAUGUUGCAUUGCAAGAGUUAAUUAGUAAGAGAGAACUACCAGUUCCACAGCAAGAUUUAAAUGCGAUUAAUAGAGAACAACCAUCUCUUGCUGUGAUUCUUAUCAUUAUUAAAAGAAAGUUGGAGGAUGAAGACGAAACACACAACAACCUUUCAUCCAAAAUGUCUCAUGAGCUAGUCCGUCGCUCUAUUUUUGAUUUCAAUUGCAUUGAAUCCUUGAAUUGUGAAGCUUGGAGCAGCAAACGAGGCAAUUAAACCCCAGAAUUGUGAAGCUUGAGCAGCAAACGAGGCAAUUAAACCCCAGAAUUGUGAAGCUGGAGCAGCAAACGAGGCAAUUAAACCCUAGAAUUGUGAAGCUAGAGUAACAAAUGAGGCAAUUGAACUCCAUAAUUUUAAAGUUGGGGCAACAAACUCAAGAACUAUGGAGCAGAAGCAACAAAUGGUGAUUUAAACACUAGAAUUGUUAAGCUGGAGCAACAAAUGAGACAAUUGAACCAUAAAAUUAUGAAGCUGGAGCAACAAAUGCGGCGAUUGAAGCCCAAAACUGUGAUGCUAGGAGAAACAACUAAAAUCAACCAGGAAUGUGUAAAUUCUGAAAUACAUUUUGGCCAUCUAAUGCUAUAACUUAUUUUUGUUGUGAGAACUCAAUCCAAGCGCUCGUCCUUCAUGCUCAUCGAGUUUGUUGUGAGAACCCAGUACAAGCACUAACCCUUCAUGCUUAUCAAGGAGGAGAAAAAGAGAGGGAACUUCGAAUGUGAAAUAAGUUGAAUUGUAGAGAAUGCCCUUGGAUGAGGUAUAUUGGAUAUUUUAUGUUGUAAAAUUUUAAUGUUAAUUUAGUUUUCUGUUGUAAAA
Asparagus officinalis (garden asparagus) is the source of this 1201-nucleotide messenger RNA. RefSeq lists its product as uncharacterized. Bases 101 to 604 code for a protein of 167 amino acids. The transcript is spliced from 4 exons. NCBI's taxonomy places the organism in Eukaryota, Viridiplantae, Streptophyta, Magnoliopsida, Asparagales, Asparagaceae. The record is from RefSeq and is a predicted model, not a curated record.